Messenger RNA from Vitis vinifera (wine grape), 1298 nucleotides. Its product is annotated as metacaspase-5-like. Gene Ontology annotation, molecular function: cysteine-type endopeptidase activity. Gene Ontology annotation, biological process: proteolysis. The transcript is spliced from 2 exons. NCBI's taxonomy places the organism in Eukaryota, Viridiplantae, Streptophyta, Magnoliopsida, Vitales, Vitaceae. The record is from RefSeq and is marked provisional. Bases 8 to 1282 code for a protein of 424 amino acids.
GCAAAUCAUGGGGAAGAAGGCAGUGUUGAUAGGAUGCAAUUACCAGGGAACCAAGGCUGAGCUCAAGGGCUGCAUCAACGAUGUCAACCGAAUGUACAACUCCCUCGUCAAUCGCUUCGGCUUCUCCCAGGACGACAUCACCGUCCUCAUCGACACCGAUCCCGAUGGCGUUCAGCCUACCGGCAAGAACAUUCGCCGCGCCCUGCUUAAUCUCAUCCGAUCUGCCCAGCCCGGCGACAUCCUCUUCGUCCACUACAGCGGCCACGGCACUCGACUCCCUGCCGAGACCGGAGAGGACGACGACACCGGCUACGACGAGUGCAUCGUCCCUACUGACAUGAAUCUUAUUACCGAUGACGAUUUCAGGUCUUUUGUGGACAAGGUUCCGGAGGGUUGCCGCAUUACGAUAGUGUCGGAUUCGUGCCACAGCGGUGGCCUGAUCGAUGAGGCUAAAGAGCAGAUCGGGGAGAGCACCAGGCUGCAACAAGAGCAAGAAUCGGGAUCUGGAUUCGGAUUCAAAAGCUUCCUGCACCAAACCGUGCAAGGUGCGAUUGAAUCUCGCGGAAUUCAGCUGCCUUCGGCCUUGCAACACCACCGCCACCACCGCCGCCGCCACCACGAGGAGGAUGUGGAUGAGGGAGGAGUGGAUGCGGAGUACGGAGAUCGCGGCUAUGUGAAGAGCAGAUCUCUGCCGCUUUCAACUCUUAUCGAGAUACUCAAGCAGAAAACUGGUAAAGAUGACAUUGAUGUCGGGAAACUGAGGCCAACGCUUUUUGAUGUUUUCGGUGAAGAUGCGAGUCCCAAGGUGAAGAAGUUCAUGAAUGUUGUUAUGAACAAGCUCCAACAAGGCGGCGAGGGUGGAGGCGAGGGCGGAGGGUUCUUGGGAAUGGUUGGGAGCCUGGCGCAGGAUUUCCUGAAGCAAAAGCUUGAAGAAAACAACGAAGACUACGCGAAACCUGCGUUGGAGACAGAAGUGGGAAGCAAGCAAGAGGUUUAUGCAGGGUCCGGGAAGAGGGCACUGCCAGAUAAUGGGAUUCUGAUCAGCGGCUGCCAGACUGACCAGACAUCCGCGGAUGCCAGCCCAUCUGGAAACUCUGCUGAAGCUUAUGGGGCUCUGAGCAACGCCAUUCAAACCAUAAUUGAAGAAUCGGACGGAAGUAUUCGGAACCAGGAGCUUGUUUUGAAGGCCAGGGAGACGCUGAAGCGCCAGGGCUUCACUCAGCGCCCUGGACUCUACUGCAGCGAUCACCAUGCUGAUGCUCCAUUCAUCUGCGACAUUUAAAACGAGGGCAGUGGAU